Molecule: messenger RNA, 5090 nt
Organism: Protopterus annectens (West African lungfish)
Lineage: Eukaryota; Metazoa; Chordata; Ceratodontiformes; Protopteridae
Gene: PLEKHO2
Product: pleckstrin homology domain containing O2
Exons: 6
Coding region: 510-2609 (699 amino acids)
Biological process (GO): macrophage apoptotic process
Source: RefSeq, a predicted model, not a curated record
UACCGGCAACACUGAAUGCAUCCAAAACAUUCACUGCUGACCGUUCACCGCAACGGCUUUCUCACCGAGCCGAUUACUGCGGUUGAAAACAGCAAAACAUAAUCGCGAUUCACUUGUAAAACUCUCUUAAUACUUUGACUUAAACGGUUCUUUUGAAAUUUAGAAUACAUUAAGUUUAAAGUAAUCUACAGUCCUCCUUCGGGUGUGAUUGUGAAGACAGAAACUCUCUUCUCUUGCUCAGUUUACCGGAAACAAAACUUUUUUUCUCUCACUCUCUCGCGGACUAAACUUGUUCCUAGUUGCUUGUCGCUGAAAAGAGGAAAGAGAUACUGGUCUCAGAGGCGAAUACUGGAGAUAUAUAAAGCUAGUUCCUCAUUUUUCACAAACACGUCAUGUUGUAGAAAAGAAUCUGGCUGGGGGAAAAAAGUAGAACAGCGAUUUUGUUUUAUAGACUAACUCACUGUUAAAGCGAACCCGUCAAGAAAUAGCGGAUCAUCAGACAGCUUAUCAUGGAAGAUGGUGUGGUGGAAGAAAAAACAAAAUCUAAAAUUGCUAAAGACUAUGAUAAAGCUGGCUUUGUCAAGAAAUGCUAUGCAAGAUUCUUCUGGAAGGACCGGUACAUUUUGCUGCGUAAAAACCAGCUGCUGGUGUAUGACAAUGAGGAGUCCGAAAAGUGUAUUGAGACAAUUGAACUAGAAAAAUAUGACAAAUGUCUAGCGCUACGAGGAGUUUUAAAAAAGAAACCUAAGCUUAUUUUGGUUCGUGCUCUGGGAAAUAAGGUAUCUGAUAUCAAACUUCAGACACAUAGUGCAGAAGAAAGGGAGGAGUGGAUUAAAGCUUUGAAUGAAGGAAUAAACAAAGCCAAAAAUUCUGUAUUUGAUGAGGUAAAAAUAGACGCAAGCUGUGCUCUGGAACAUGUGACACGAAAUCGAGCCAAAGUUAGUCAACCUCGUAGGCCACCAACCAGAUAUCAGCUGAAGGGGGUUACUACUUCUAUGAUAGAUCACGGCGAAGAAAAAGAACAUGUUACAGACAGCACUGAUAAUGAAGAAAAUCAUGCUCUCAAUGAUGUUGCUGAUAUUCCACAGAAGAAGGUAAUAAUUAAGCCUCCAAUGCCACCUUCUAAGGUGAAUGCUCCUACUGAGACAGACAUGGAAAGCCAUAUGAAAUAUGAUACCCCUACUACAGAUGAUCUAGGGAAGAUUACAGUAGCAGAUGGCAAAGAAGUUUGUGUUUCUGAAGAUAAGGAUGCUGAGAAGGAGAAAUCAGCCAUUAGUGGAAGUAAGGAGUGCCUCUCAGUGGUAUCUCCUGAGGGAACUGGAAAGCCUCCAACUCCACCUCCCAAGAUUUUAUCCCACCAAUUAAAAAUAAAUGAAGACUUAUUUGAUUCCAGUGGUGAAGAUGCAGGAUCUACAAAUAAAACUGAUGAAGAUUUGCAUGUUUUAGUUACUGAAAACAUGGAAGAACAUACAGAAGAUGGACAAAACAUUAUGACAAAAUCUUCACAUCCUACAUCUGCAGAUACUUCACAUAACCCAAAUGUAGAUGCUGUUGCUGCAGAAAUUAGUAAACAUGAUUUAGAUUCAGAAGGUAUCUUGAAAAAUACAGUUCACAAAAGUGUGGAGGAUGUUUCACAAGAUUCUUCUGAGAAGGUAGCAAAAUUUCCAGUCCCUCCCCCAAAAAUAUUGAAAGGAAGUGUUAGUGUUGUGCUCCCCAAUGAUGGUAAUUCAAAUUGUGAAGAAGAAAAUGUUGGAGAUCCAAAAGUGCCAGUAAGUGAAAAUAAGGAAAUCCUAUUAGAUGUCUCUAUGUCCAAGAAGAACUCUCCAAUACCUACUGUUAAGGUUCUGCCCAAGAAACCGAAGAAACCGAAAGUGAAUAUCAAUGAACAACCCAACAACAUUGAUAAAGGGAACUGCGAUACAGACAUUUCCAAUGCUUCAUCAGUAGAAAAUGUGGAAAACCAUUCAGUGGGUGUUUCUAAGGCUGAGUCAUCCCCAGCACCUGUACAUAAAAUUUUGCCCAUGAAAGUGAAAAAUGCGAAUACAUUACACUCUUCUGAAAAUGAUCCAGCAUCUGAUAAACAGGAUGAUAAAAACCUAAAUUUCUCAUUAAAUCACAGUAAAGAAAAUGUAAAAGAAAUUCCAUCAGAUCACAUACGUACAAUUAAAGUUGCUCCUCCUAAAAUUCUGAAAGAAAAAAAUACAGCAAGUUUGUCGAAACAUAAAUGCUCUUCAGUAGGGGACUUAUUGUCAGAAUCAGACAGGGAAUUAAAGAAAGAGCUGUUUAUGCCAUCAGGAUUACAGAAAGUGGAAUAUCUUGAGAAAGUUAAGAUUAAGGUGUGUUCUGAACUUAAAGAAGCAGAGGAACUUCUUCAGAUUAAUCCUGACUCUUCUUGCACAGAUGCUCAAAAUAAGCAUGUGACUGAAAACGAAGAAGAUCUGCAGCUUAGUGCAAAGCAGUACUUAAAUGAAGCUGUGGAGAAACUGAAACAAGCCUCACUGGUCUUGCAAGAAGUUAAGGAUUUUAAAGAAUUAUGUACAGAACUUUCACCAAACGAUGCACAAAACAAAAAAACAAUACAGUCCAUCUACAGAAGAAGUAUGCCUUGAGUAGAUUCAGUAACUAUAUCACAGACUUUUUUUAAUCAAAAUUAACCUGCUGCCCUCUCCGAAAUGAGGCUUAUGUGGAGAGAGAAUAGAAUUAAAUUUAACAACUACUAUUUAACUUCCAACUAAAUUAAUUUUUACUUUCUAAGAGAAGUACCUGAAAACUAAGACUGGGGUAUUUUUCCCUGCUUGAUUAAUUUAGGAAGAAAAUUAUAAUUUGCUAAACAUUAUAGAACAGUUUGGGUACUAGGAAAUGACUACAUCUCUGUUAUAAAAUAAAAUUGGAUUUAUGUUAAAUCAGUGAAUGAUUAAAAUAGUGAACACUGAUUUAUCAACCCUUUAAGAAUGAAAGCUGACAAUCUCAAAGACACGGAACAGCAAUUUUUUUUCCCAGGGGGAAAAAAAAACACUGUUCCACAAAAAAAAAAAAAAAAAAAAAAAGUUCAAAACUGUGUCAUCGUCCCCCCAACCUCCUACUUAAAUAGACCAACUCCGAGACUGCACCACAGUGGAGGAAAUGGUAAAGCCCCAAAAAUGGCCCAGCGAUUUUUUUCUCAGGGAAACAAAUUGCUGUUCCGUGUUCUUUGGGAUUGUCAGCUUUCGCUAUUAAAGGGUCGAUAAAUCAGCAUUUGCUAUUUUAAGCAUUCGCUGAUUUAAUAUAGACCCAAUAACAUUGACUCCAUCAUCUUUUCGGAAUAUGGACAAAAUUCAUUUAAUCUGCCUCCUAAAUCAUGUGGCACUUUGAAGUUUUAUAAUAUGAUCCUUAUGAAAUGUGUAGCUAGCUGAUGAAAUGUGUAGCUAGCGGCAUUUCUCUUUGAUUUAUUUAUGUCCAUCCACUUAGAUCACAUCAACAUUGGAAUGAGCUCUGUUACUAAAGUGCACUUUAGUUAUAUUUCUGCCUUCUAAAGCCUUGGAACAUUUAUAAACCUACUGAUAGGAAAAGAAUAAAGCCAAGAUUGUUGUGACAAUAAUGCUUUAAUUUAUUUAUUUUUUUUUUAAUAAUCACUCUGUGAUUAUCAAGGAUGAUAAGGAUUGAGGUGGCACACAAGGGUUUGCUGUCCCCUGUAUUGGGACUGUUCUGUCUGUUAGUGUUUUCAGUUUGACUGAUCAUACCUUUGAUUUCUCCUGCUUAAACUUUAAUAAAUUGAGGAAUGAAUUCUACUCCCUCAAACUUUAAGUGGGAAGUUUAUUUUAUUUUAUUUUAUUGCAGUCUGUUUUUUUGGGUAAAGCACUGAUUCACUUGGACGUUUUUCAGACUCACCAUGUUUUUCUAGCGUAGAAGACAAUUCAAGGUGUAGGCAUAAUUGAUGUUAAAAUAGUUUCAUAGUUAUAUACUAGGCUAGUAGCCACCAGGGUCUUUAUAAGCCCAGCCAUGCAAUCCAUCCCAGUUGUAUCCCUAGAUAUCAAGGCUGAUUAGUAGGAGGGGGUAUGUCAAGAAGUUUCUAGAGGUUAUGUGGGGGCAAGGAUAUGUUAGUUUGGGCAUAACUGUCUUCCUCUGUCUAUCAAAUACAUGGGAGCCAGACCCCAGGUGAAUUUUCAAGUUCCCAUCCAUUGGUCAAGGUACGCUUAAAUAGGGUUAGUGAUGGACUCGGCUUCACAUGGAUGUGGAGUCUGUUCCAGAGCAUGGGAAUGCUCUGAGACAUACAUCUGUAUUGCCAACAGGUCUUAUUUAUGUCAUGAGCAAAAUUUAAAUCCUAGAAUCUAGUGGUUCUAAUGCUGUUCAUUUUGCAGCUAUGCAAAAGGUCCAUCAGAACUGGAUCUGAGGUUGCUUUUUAUGCCAGGUAUAGAUCUCCUUUCAGUAACCUGUAGGAGACCAAAUAUAAAGAUAGGUCUUUAAGGCAGUUCACAUAGGACGAUGUUUUUAUACCUUGGAUUCUUCUGGUAAGGAUCCCUUGUGGGCAUUCCAACUGUUGCAUAUAUCUGGUCAGGUAUAUGCCAAAGGGAGCAUUAUACUCAAUGAUGGGCCUGAUAUGGGCCAAAUAAAGUGGCACUAUAAAUAAAUACAAGUCACAUGGUAUAAAAAAACAGUCAGGAGAUUGUAAACAAAUAUUAAAUACAGUUAACACAGGACAAGUUUAAGUAUGCUUCUCUUUCAUUCUUAAUGGCUGAAGCUUUUUGCAUUUCAGCAUAGUUGCUGCAGAAGCUAUGUAUAGUUCCUUCCGGCAUUUAAAUAAUCUUUAUGUUGAUUUCUGUACUGACAUUCUAAUUUUAAGUAGCUACAACAUCACUAAUUCUGUUUUGUUUUUAUUCUUUGGUAAUUAGUAUCAUCAUGUUUUUUUUCUAUACCGCAUUAUCAAUUUUUCAGGAAAAAAUUGAGACAACUUGUACAUUAAGAAAAUAAGUUUGCACUUAGCUGAUCAAAUCUGAAAGUACAGUUUACAAAUGUUUAAUCAGCAUGUCAAUUUCUUGUUUAAUUAAACAGUGACAUGGAAACCUGAGUCACAAUAAAGUCCCAGUUUUAAGUCAAAAGAAAAAAAGGAAUGU